AUGGCCUCGGCUCCUGCGUUCUGCGUCGCGCUGCUGCUGCUGCUGCUGCUGGUUUCCGUCGCCGGCGUCCGCGCGGUGCCCCAGGGCGGCACGUCCACCUGCAGCACCGACCUCUUCCACCUCCUCCCGUACCUGCCCUUCAUCGAGGGCACCUCCGCCGUGCCGGCGGACACCUUCUGCGCCAACCUGGGCAGCAUGGUGCACGACGAGCCGCAGUGCCUCUGCCAGGCUCUCAGCAACCCCAGCACGGCCCCCGUCGCCGUCAACAUGACGCGCGUGAUGGCGAUGCCUCGCCUCUGCCGCCUCGACCUCCCGCCCGCCACCGGCUCCUGCGCAGGUAAAGUCCUCCCAUUUGAGCCUCGCGUCCCGUGCCUGUCGUACUGUUGCAGGUCUUCUUCCCCAUGGACCAUCAGCGCCGCCGCCGCCAGCGGUCACUCCUGUCAGCGGAAGCAGCUCUGCAACGGCUAA
Miscanthus lutarioriparius is the source of this 468-nucleotide messenger RNA. The record is from the annotation of a GenBank genome assembly. Lineage: Eukaryota; Viridiplantae; Streptophyta; Magnoliopsida; Poales; Poaceae.